This is a messenger RNA of Mya arenaria, 3762 nucleotides long. RefSeq names its product multiple epidermal growth factor-like domains protein 6. Lineage: Eukaryota; Metazoa; Mollusca; Bivalvia; Myida; Myidae. The coding region runs from base 1 to 3762 and encodes 1253 amino acids. The record is from RefSeq and is a predicted model, not a curated record. The transcript has 26 exons.
AUGGCGUUUCGAACACAGGGACUGGUGGAAUCUGCUCCCUGGAGGGUUCACCUUGUCCCACAGGCUCUCCGACACCAGGAAGUUGUCUCGCAGGACCUAGACAACCAGGCUGACUGCAAGACUUGUCCAUCAGGUUACUAUUGCCUGGCCGGCAGUACAAACUACACAGUUAGCCUGUGUCCGAGCGGUCACUUACUGCCUCGAUGGAACCACAGAGUCCACAAUGAAAGUUCUUGCCUGCCCUGCACCCCUGGGUACUACUGUGUUGCCCCGGGGCUCGAUGCACCCACAAGAAUGUGCGAUCCGGGCUGUUACUGCGAAUCAGGCUCGUUAUUGGCUCAACCCACUAGUCCAGAGGGAGGAAAAUGCCUAGCUGGCACCUAUUGUCCACAGGGAAGCUACACAACGGGAUGUGACCCAGGCUCCUACUGUUCUACAGACAUGCUAGAUACAGUCACUGGUAACUGUAGUGCGGGAUAUUACCGCACAGGGAAUUUCACAACCGACCAACCCACAGGCACUGGAGCAAGGCCAGUGACCGAUGCCCCACAGGCCACUUCUGUGUUUCCAACAGAGCCCUGUGAUCCUGGAACAUUCCUGCUCAGCCAGGGAGCCACUGUUAACUCGUUCUGUCUGUCCUGCACUGCUGGAAAAUACUGUAGCCAAUCAGGACUCUCCGCUAUUGAAGGAGACUGCUCCCAAGGGCUUGUCCAUGAAGACAACUGUAAAUCUUGUUCUGGCAGUAUGGCAUGUGAUGAAACUGGCCGCACCUAUUCUAAGAGACCCGUGUUCUGUCGGCUAUUACUGUCUCACAGGAGCUCAAUCACAGACACCAAGCCAAGGGAAGAUAUUAUUGUUUUAGCAUUUGUUGUCGGCUAUUACUGUCUCACAGGAGCUCAAUCACAGACACCAAGCCAAGGGGCGAAUGCUGACCCAUGUCUGACUGGCUCAUAUUGUCCUGACCAAACAGCAGACCCAGUGCCUUGCCCUGCCGGAACAUUCAAUCCAAGUCUGUCGCUGCAUUCGGAAGAUCAGUUUCUAAACUGUAUUGGAGAAAGUCAUUGUAACGAAAUAGGCCUAAGUGCUGUAGUUGGUCCGUGUUUCGCUAGUUUCUACUGUCCUUUGGGAAGCGACAGCCAAACCAAGGAACAGUACACAGUCGGCAACUACUGCCCAAUAGGUUCUGAGUAUCCCACACCUUGCCCCUAUGCAACCUUCUCCAACGUGGGUAAUGCCAGUGUAACCCAGGCUACUAUUGUAACAGAGAAGGACUCGCCAAUGUCACUGGAGAAUGCAAAGAAGCCUACUUAUACCAAGUGGGAAGCACUGUUGGGACUUGAGGUGAUUUGCCUUACUGGGAAAUAUUUGGCUAAAUGUUACUACUGCCCUGUUGAGACAGAAGUGAUCUGCCCCAUUGGCAAAUACUGUCCCACGGGCACUGCGGUCCCACAAGAUUGUCCUGCUGGGUACUACACGGGAUCUGACAGAAAAAAAGAGUGUCAGAUCUGCCCUGAAGGCUUCUACUGUGUGGCGGCCAAUGUGGUGGCUGGAGACAUCAGCACCGUGAAUACUGCUUGCCCCUCGGCACUGGCUACAACUGGCAGCCUUGCCCAGCUGGAACUUAAAUCGCAGUUACGGGUCUUGACAAAGGAAAGCGAGUGCACAUCAUGCAUUGGUGGAUUCUAUUGUGGUUCUGACAACUUGACCAGCCCUUCAGGCCCUUGCGGUGCCGGUCACUACUGUACAUCGGGCGCACUUUCUGCUAAUCCCACCAUGCUAAGCGCUAGCCAAUGCCCUGCCGGUACAGUUCACCCCAUUGUUGGUGAUGUGUGUCCUAUUGGCCAUUAUUGUCCAGAAGGUACGGACAAUCCCAUUGGUUGUCCCGCUGGUACCUACCAGGAUCUGACCACACAGGACCACUGUAAGGACUGUCCAUCCGGCUACUACUGUCCAGCCAAUACCACCACCUUAAAUGUGUUUGACUGUCCGGCUUGUCACUAUUGUCCAGUUAACACCACACAUGCUACAGAAUACCCAUGUCCACCGCAGACAUUCAACAACCUCACGAAUGGUUUUGAGUUGAAAAAUAGCAUUGUCAAUGGAAUUUACAUUUUAAGAGAUUUAGAAUUAUUAUUGCCAACAGUUCAGGGAGGUCACUGUACACCAGGAACAUUCUGUCCAGCUGGUGCAACCUAUGCCUACAACUGUACCCUGGGAAUGUACUGUAGUCAGUCUGAGCUAGACACACCCGAAGGCUUCUGUGAUGAAGGAUAUUAUUGCCCAGGAGCCGCCACAAGCCCACAGGCUGAGUCUGAGUGCCUGCUUUGUGAUGGAGGCUUCUAUUGUAAUGGCACAGGAUUGUCUGCGGUAUCUGGGCCUUGUGACGCAGGUUUCUACUGCCCGGCGGGUCAAUCCCAGCCGGACCCCUAUAUCUACAGAUGUACACCUGGCUACUAUUGUCCAGCUAACCUCUACAGAUGUACCCCUGGCUACUAUUGUCCAGCUAACAUCUACAUAUGUACCCCUGGCUACUAUUGUCCAGCUAACAUCUACAGAUGUACCCCUGGCUACUAUUGUCCAGCUAACACAGUGGAAAACUGCUACUACCAGGAUGAAUACCAGAAAGACACAUGCAAACUUUGCCCAGCAGGUUACUUCUGUGACCAUGCCUUCGUCGCAAUCGGCAAUCUCGAACUACGAAUGUCCCAGAGCCUUCCAUGUACCGCUGGGUACAUUUGUUUGAUGGGAUCCGAUAUAGCCACGCCUACAGACAAUAUCAUUGGUUACAUUUGUCCAGCCGGUCACUACCGUCUUUCUGGUGACAUCCAAGAAACCCCUUGUUCCCCAGGCACAUACCAAAUCCAACAGGGACAAGAUUCCUGUGACAUAUGUCCUGCAGGAAGGUCAUGUCCGGACCUGGGAAUGAACUACACACUGCCUUGUCCUGCAGGCUACUAUUGUCUUAGUGGCACCCAAAAUGAUGGCGAACCAUGUCCAAUUGGAAGAAAAUACUGUGGAGGUGAAGCUCUCACUGAGCCAACUGGCCCGUGUGCUGAGUGGUACUACUGCCCUGCAGCAGAUGAUAUCGGAGACGCAUCCCCUCUCACCGGAUACCUUUGUCCAGCGGGAUCAAUAUGUCCAGCCAACACUGCCGAUCCCAUACCAUGUGACCCGGGCACCUACCAAGAAAACGUGGGCAAGUUCGAGUGUGACGCGUGUCCAGCAGGGUACUAUUGCCUGUCUAAUACAUCUGUGCCCAUUGAUUGCCCGAUCUAUUCAUACUGCCCUGAGAGCAAAUACUGUACCGGUGUGCAGAUCGAGGCCCAUGCCAGGCUGGCCACAUCUGUCUUAAGUGGGAUUGGUGUAUCUGACCCCGACAAUUCCUACCUGCCCAAUGGUGGGCUGUGCACUUAUGGAUUCUAUUGCGAAGAAGGGGUGACCACGCCUGCUACCUGCCCACCAAACAGUUUUGUUGAUAAGGAAGGGGCCAUAAGCCAGGCUGAAUGCCAGCCUUGUCCGGGUGGAAGGAUUUGUCCGGAAAAUUCUACAGUGUCCGAGCCAUGCUGGAGAGGCUACUAUUGUAUGGUCACAAUGGACUCUGCAAUACGUCCCAACGGCACAUACAAUGAUCAAACCGGGAUGAGUGAUUCCAGUCUCCUUUGCCUCGCUGGCUAUUUCUGUGAUGAGGAAGGCAUUGCUAACUACACAACCAAACCAUGUCCCCUCAGAUAUUUCUGCGUCAACGCCUCAAUCUAUCCCUAG